UUGCAAAGUUAGUGGAAGGAAAGCCGCACCCUGCCCAACAGAGUGGCUUGUGUACCGUUUAGUUGUAUGUACAAGUUUUUGUAGGUAGAUUUGCAUGAAUCUGGCCGCGUGUCGAGUCCGUCGGGGUUCACAUGAAUGUGAUCCUUGCUCGUUUUGAAAUCCGGUACCGUUUUUCCAUUUUCGAGCGUACCAGGGAGGCGUAAAAGUGACUGGCAGCUAGCGACGGCCCUACACCGACUGCUGAGGAGCUGGCUGGACAACAAUAUUCUCGUUCGGGGUAUCCAAGCUCCAGUCGGCGUAAAGAGCGAUAGAGUGCAAGUAUGAAUGAGUUGGACAGUUUACGUCAAGAAGCUGAAACUCUCAAAAAUGCAAUACGAGAUGCGAGAAAGGCGGCGUGCGAUACAAGCCUUGUUCAGGCGACGAACAACAUGGAGCCAAUCGGUCGGAUACAGAUGCGGACGAGGAGAACCCUUCGGGGUCAUUUGGCUAAAAUCUACGCCAUGCACUGGGGAUCGGAUUCCAGUGGGAACCUAGUAUCAGCAUCGCAAGAUGGCAAGCUAAUAGUGUGGGACUCCUACACGACAAACAAAGUCCAUGCAAUCCCUUUAAGAUCAAGCUGGGUCAUGACAUGCGCGUACGCCCCUUCGGGCUCUUUUGUCGCGUGCGGAGGGCUGGAUAACAUUUGCUCUAUCUACAGUCUCAAGACGAGGGAGGGCAAUGUUAGAGUUUCAAGAGAACUACCUGGCCACACAGGCUACCUCUCUUGCUGUAGGUUCUUAGACGACAACCAGAUUGUGACAAGUUCCGGCGAUAUGUCAUGUGCCCUUUGGGAUAUUGAAACUGGUCAACAGUGUACAUCAUUCAUAGGUCACACAGGUGAUGUCAUGUCGCUUUCUUUAUCUCCUGACAUGAGAACGUUUGUAUCUGGAGCUUGUGACGCUUCAGCCAAGCUCUGGGAUAUCAGGGAAGGAACAUGCAAACAGACAUUCCCAGGUCAUGAAUCUGACAUAAACGCAGUUACAUUUUUCCCGAAUGGUUACGCAUUCGCCACUGGCUCUGACGAUGCAACUUGCAGACUUUUUGACAUUAGGUCUGAUCAGGAAUUGGCCAUGUAUUCUCACGAUAACAUUAUCUGCGGAAUCACAUCCGUUGCUUUCUCAAAGUCCGGCCGGCUUUUGCUGGCGGGCUACGAUGACUUUAACUGCAACAUAUGGGACUCGAUGAAGACCGAGCGAGCGGGCAUCCUCGCUGGCCAUGACAAUAGAGUGUCGUGCCUUGGCGUUACUGAAGAUGGUAUGGCGGUUGCCACUGGAUCAUGGGAUAGCUUCCUUCGCAUCUGGAACUAAUUUGACCUCCUCCAUCUUGUCAUAUUCACCCCUCCAGAACAAAAAUAAUCUCACUUAUAAAAAAAAUUACAAAAAAAAAUACAAAAAAAAAGUUUAAGAACCUAUUAUAUAUAAUAAGUAAUUAUGAUAGUUACUCCUAAAAUGAUAAUAUUUAUCAAAACAUAUAAGAAAAACUUAGAAGGUAAGAGAAUUCCAAAAGAAUUCAAACAUAACAAGAAAUUUAGAGAUUAAGCCUUUUGUUUUUAAUUAUUCUGAACAAAUUAUGAAAAAAAAAUGAAGUGUGAAAGAAAAGAAAUUGUGUAAGGACUUGUAAGUAAAAUCGGGGCAGGUGAAUAUUGAAAAAUUAAUUUUGUUAUGGAUUGAAUUUGAUGAGAGAUUAGAUUGAUGUGGUUUGCUUAGGAUAUAAUAUAUUAUGUAUCAUGAUUUUGUGUAUUACAAAAGGAAAAAAGAAAUGUGUAGUGCUCCCUCA
This is a messenger RNA of Cimex lectularius (bed bug), 1815 nucleotides long. RefSeq names its product guanine nucleotide-binding protein G(I)/G(S)/G(T) subunit beta-1 (gene Gbeta13F). The transcript has 9 exons. The record is from RefSeq and is a predicted model, not a curated record. Gene Ontology annotation, biological process: G protein-coupled receptor signaling pathway. Lineage: Eukaryota; Metazoa; Arthropoda; Insecta; Hemiptera; Cimicidae. Bases 321 to 1346 code for a protein of 341 amino acids. Gene Ontology annotation, cellular component: cytoplasm; heterotrimeric G-protein complex. Gene Ontology annotation, molecular function: signaling receptor complex adaptor activity; protein binding.